AUUUUCAGUGUCCCCCCCUACCAAGAGUUGGGCACAUGACGAGUCGCGUAUGCCACUUCAAACUUGUUCUCCUCGGCGACACAGCCGUGGGAAAAUCUUGCCUUGUCGUUCGUUUUGUUCGCGAUGAGUUUUUCGAGUUCCAGGAGCCAACAAUUGGAGCGGCUUUCUUAACGCAAUCUGUUUCUCUCGAGGGCGCCACCGUCAAGUUUGAAAUCUGGGACACCGCUGGUCAAGAACGCUAUCGAAGCCUUGCUCCUAUGUACUAUCGAGGUGCCGCAGCCGCGAUUGUAGUCUAUGAUAUUACGAAUAAAGAAUCCUUCAAUGGUGCUAAGUCUUGGGUGAAGGAGCUGCAGAGGCGCGGCGAUCCAAACGUCGUCAUUGCUCUUGCAGGCAAUAAAGCAGAUCUUCCAAACAAACGAAAAAGCGUCUCAAGUACGUUCACAACUUCGGCUAAGAGUGCUACAAAUGUAAAAAGUCUUUUCCAGGAAAUUGCUCUUAAACUGCCGCAAAGUCCGCCCCAAUCAGAACGAGAAGCGUUCCCAAUCAUUCCUCCCAAACAUGCAGAAAAUAAGACUUGUUGUUAAUUGCUUCAGAAGGCUAUAUUUGGCGUCGUAAGCUAAGCUAUCUCCAUCUGGAUGCACAGGAGGACAGCCAGCGGAUCAAUGUCCUAAGCUUGUGGUGGUUCUGUACAGUGCUCCAGUCAUCGUUUCAUGUAUACUCCCCUAACUUUGCGACAGGCCAAGUGAGCCCAAGCCAGUGAGGCCCAAUAUGAUUCACAUUGUGCCCCAACGGCUGAAAGCUGAUAGACGCACGCCGCACCUGCUUUAUCUUACUUGCCGGCUCGACUAUCAGCAGCUCUGCGGAGCAAAUCCACACGGGGCUGGACGUGGGGAUGUUGGUGAUUCCAAGUACGCC
Messenger RNA from Aureococcus anophagefferens, 915 nucleotides. RefSeq lists its product as hypothetical. Lineage: Eukaryota; Pelagophyceae; Pelagomonadales; Pelagomonadaceae. The transcript is spliced from 6 exons. The coding region runs from base 36 to 584 and encodes 182 amino acids. The record is from RefSeq and is a predicted model, not a curated record. Gene Ontology annotation, molecular function: GTP binding; GTPase activity.